Jatropha curcas is the source of this 2815-nucleotide messenger RNA. RefSeq names its product G-type lectin S-receptor-like serine/threonine-protein kinase SD2-5. Lineage: Eukaryota; Viridiplantae; Streptophyta; Magnoliopsida; Malpighiales; Euphorbiaceae. Gene Ontology annotation, biological process: protein phosphorylation. The record is from RefSeq and is a predicted model, not a curated record. Gene Ontology annotation, molecular function: protein serine/threonine kinase activity; ATP binding.
AGAACCACUGUUUAAAUCUUUCAAUUUCUAUAUCUUCUUCCCUACUUUAUGGAUAUGAAAUGGGUUGGUCUUCUUGUGUUUAUUAUAAAAUUUCCUUGCUUCGUUCAAGCUGAAACUGAUUAUGCCUUUGCUAACCAUUCAAACACUUGGAUUAACAAUGACUUUAUUACCAGAGGAAGCGUAGACUUUGUUGAUGGAUCUACUAUUAGACCUGUCCUGCUUAACAAUAGCAACCCUUUUGAUUUCCCUGCUAUUGGUUGCGGAUUUUACGGUAAUCGGACUACAGACUCUUUUUAUUUCUCUGUCUUUGCAGUGCAGGCAACAAGUGAUUCCACCAUUGUCAAAGUAAUUCCCCCUCAAGUUCUUUGGAUUGCUAACCGAGCGAAUCCUGUCAAAGAAAACUCCACUAUAGAGUUUACAGACGAAGGGGAAUUGGUGCUGAAAGAUGCCAACGGCGCAUUUGUGUGGUCCUCUAGUACCUCAAACGCAGGUGUUGAUCAAAUGAAUGUUAGCGGCAAUGGCUCUCUUCAACUUGUUAGUAUGCUUGGGUUCGAUUAUAGUUCGACUUGGCAUGGCGAUAUUAUUUGGGAAUCUUGGGAUCUCCCCUCAGACACAUGGCUUCCAGGGCAAAAAUUACGGUUAUCACGCCAGCAGACACUAACAUCUAGCAUUUCUACCUCAAAUUUCACACCAGGUUCAUUUUACUUGUCUUUACAAACAGAUAAUUUGUAUGCAUUUAUAGAGUCUGAUCCGCCCCAGAUGUACCGGAAAAUUUUCCAACAAGGUAGUGAAAUCAAGCAAUUCAAAACCGGGAGUCUCCGAUUUCUAACAAGGGGAACUUACGUUGAUUACGUGUCUAAUAUAGAAAACUUCCAGUUUUUGAGACUAGAACCAAAUGGACAUUUGACGGUCUAUCUAUGGAUCCAAGGGUCCGUAUCAAUAGCUGAUGAUAUCUUAACUGACAAUUUAGGAAAUUGUUCUUACCCCACAGUUUGUGGAAAUUAUGGUAUUUGCUCAAACGGUGGAAGUUGUACUUGUCCUGCCAAUUAUUUCAUUACGUUGAAUUCAAGUCUUAUAUGUGAGGAAGCAACCCAGUUGUCCUGCCAAUCUUCCCAUAUGCACUCUCUUAUAGAGCUUGAUAGAGUUUCUUAUUUCAAUUUUGUUACAGAUUAUCCCAACACUGAUAUACAAAGCUGCAAAACAUCUUGCUUGAAAAACUGCGCCUGCAAAGCAGCCCUUUUUCAAUACCAUUUCACUACUUCAAGUGGCAAUUGCUCAUUCUUGUUACAGGUUUUCUCUCUAAUGACAACUUCACCUGGACUUCUUCCGUACAACUAUACAACGUUCGUUAAGGUGCAAAAACCUUUAGUUGCAUCUCGUCCUGCAAGCCCACAAUUUUAUGAGUCUGUACCUGAACCUCCAAGUAACCAAUCAAGAAAUUUGGCGACCAUUUUGGCACCAGUGUUGGUUGUGGCAACAAUUGUACUUUUCCUUAUUUGUUUAUGCCUGCGAUUUAUAAGACAAGGAAGAUCUAGUGGGGAAUGGAGAGAAGACAAUGCAGAUGAUGAGGAGUGGGAGAAUUCAUUACUUCAAGUAAACCUUAAAAGAUUCACUUACCAAGAUUUGAAAUCUGCAACAGACGACUUCAGCCAAAAACUAGGAGGAGGAGGAUUUGGUUCUGUCUUUGAAGGGACCUUGACUAAUGGCACCAAAAUUGCAGUGAAGCGCUUAGAUCGGUCUGGGCAGGGGAAAAAAGAAUUUUUAGCAGAAGUGAAGACGAUUGGCAGCAUACACCAUGUCUGCCUUGUAAAACUUGUAGGAUUCUGUGCUGAAAAUUCACACAAGCUUUUAGUCUACGAAUAUAUGAGCAAUGGAUCUUUAGAUAAAUGGAUCUUCAACAGAAAUCAAGACAAUACUCUUGAAUGGAAAAUCAGGAAGAAAAUCAUCUUAAAUAUUGCCAAGGGGCUAACAUAUCUUCAUGAAGAUUGCAAAAUGAGAAUUGCUCAUUUAGAUAUCAAACCGCAAAAUAUUCUUCUUGAUGGAAAUUUUGAUGCCAAAUUAUCUGAUUUUGGAUUGGCAAGACUAAUUGACAGGAAUCAAAAUCAAGUGAUAACUCAAAUUCGAGGAACACGAGGCUAUAUGGCUCCCGAAUGGUUAAGCAGGAAGAUCACAGAGAAAGUUGAUGUCUAUAGCUUUGGUAUUGUCAUUCUGGAAAUUAUCUGUGGAAGGAAAAACUUGGACUUCUAUCAACCAGAGGAAGAUGAUCAUUUACUUUUGUGGACAGUAAAACGAAAGGCAGAAGAGAAUCAAUUAAUGGACUUAGUUGAUAAAUGUAGUGAAGAUAUGCAGCAAAACAUAGAAGAAGCAGCAGAGAUGAUAAGAAUUGCCAUUUGUUGCUUACAUAAUGAUCCCACAAGGAGGCCUUCAAUGUCUACAGUGGUGAAGAUUUUAGAAGGUGUGAUUCCAAUAGAACCUGUAUAUGAUUAUGGGUUUUUAACAUCUACCGCGGUAGAAGCUCCUGAUGGAGUAGUGAUGGUACUAUCAGAUCCACAACCAGCAUCAAUCCUGUCAGGACCAAGAUGAAGCAAUAUAUAUAGUUGUUUGCAUCAAUAUCUGCUUUAUUGAUUAGAGCAACAAGAUUCUGCAGCAAGGGAUUUGUCUUCAACGGGAACAGCUGAAGUUAACUAAAACAAUGUACAAGCAUUGGUUUCCUCCUCCCAAUGGCUAGGUAAACUCUCGGUUCACUUUUCUUUGGUUGAAAGGAUUUGGGUUGAGAAGGUCACUUCUUCUAUCUUUAAUUUGACAUUAUUGGAUC